UGUCGUCUUUAAACGAUGAACAAGCUGCUGGAGAGCUGUCAUAUUAACGUGAUUCCCCUCCCCAGCAUCCUCUGAGUGUGAUGGCAACCACGGAUGAGGUCAUGGGUGAGGUGGUCAUGGUGAAAACUGAGGCUGAGGAUGACUCUGAUGACCCAAGUAAGACACAAGUCAUCCUCCAGCUCCAGCCUGUUACCAUGGGAGACGAGUCCGUGGAAACAAACGCAGCUGUUAUGGCUGUUGAAACAAAUCCAGAACCAGCUGCGGUUGAGGCGGAGGAUGUUGAAAUCGGAAUCCCGAUAACAUGUGGAGAUAGUGAAGCUGUGCUGCUCGUCAAGAAGUUCGUGUGUCCGGGCAUCAACGUCAGAUGUGUCAAGUAUGAAGACCAACUCAUCAGUCCAAAGCAGUUUGUGCAUAUUUCUGGAAAAGCCACUCUGAAGGACUGGAAGAGAGCGAUCAGGAUGGGUGGAGUCAUGCUAAGAAAAAUGAUGGAUUCAGGUCAGCUUGAUUUCUACCAGCACAGUACACUGUGUACCAACACAUGCCGCAGCACCAAGUUUGACCUUUUGAUUAACAACACCCGGUGUCCUCUUGAAGGGAUUGGACUUUCCACACCCACAUCCUCCCACGCUCAGGUGGAGCUGAGUGACGGCAGCUCUCUGGGCGAGGACAGACCUGAGGUUCAGACCGGGCGGGCAGACUGGAGCUCCAGCUCUGUGGAGACACCUGAGAAGAAGAAAACUGCUGAGAUCUCAGAGGAGACAUUGAACUUCUGGAAGGGCGUAGCUGAUGUAGGUUUGCUGGGUGAAGUGGUCACCAACAUCAGUGCUGAGCUGCUGGCACUGCUGAACGGAGUUCGGCAGCGCACAGAACAAGCUGCCUUACAGGACACAGCUGGUUGUACCUUCAAUGAGGACUCCGACCCUGGCCUGUGCGAGUACCGACAGGGCCAAGAAGAUGACUUUGACUGGCAGCUGAUCAGAACCUACAACUGGCCACACCCGACCCCUGAUCUUCUACGUGGGUCCUUUAUGAUGGUUAACUCCUCUCAGCAUUUUGUGGGCCAGCGGGCUCAGCUGCUGCUCGUCCCGCUCAGUGAGAACGACACCCACUGCAUCCAGUUCAGCUACUUCCUGUACAGCCGUGACGGGCACAGCCCGGGGGACCUGCAGGUCUACAUCCGGGUCAACGCCGGCUCAAAGGGCAGCGCCGUGUGGAACAUCUCAGGAUCCCAGGGCCGACAGUGGCACCAGGUGGAGCUCGCCGUCAGCACCUUCUGGCCCAGUGAAUACCAGGUCAUCUUUGAAGCCACUGUUUCUAAGGACAGACAGGGCUACAUUGCUUUGGAUGACAUUGUGCUGCUGAAUUACCCCUGUUACAAGGUGCCUCAUUUCUCUCGGCUCGGUGACGUGGAGGUGAACGCGGGGCAGAAUGCAUCGUUCCAGUGUGUGGCCACAGGCAAAGUCUCAGAGGUGGAACCCUUCCUGCUGGAGCGGAGAAACAGCGCAGUGCUGAGCACGACCCUGUUGUCUCGGCUCAGCCACAAGCGGCUGAUGGCGACAUUCCAGGUGGAGGCGCAGCGCGGCGAGCAGGACCUCUACCGCUGCAUCACGCUGUCCCCCAGGGGCGCCGCCGUCUCCAACUUUGGUGAACUCAUCGUCAGAGUCCCGCCGACACCGAUUGCUCCUCCCCAGCUCCUGAGGGCGGGCCCCACCUAUUUGAUCAUUCAGCUCAACACUAACUCCAUCGUGGGGGACGGACCCGUCAUCCGAAGGGAGAUCCAGUACCGUGCCAGUCAGUCCACAUGGACGGAGACUCAUGGCGUGGGGUCGCUGACCUAUAAGGUUUGGCAUCUGGAGCCUGACACAGAGUACCGCAUCAGCGUACUGCUCACCCGACCUGGGGACGGUGGCACCGGGGCUCCUGGACCCCCUUUGACCAGCAGGACAAAGUGUGCAGAGCCUAUGCGUGCCUUGAGAGGUCUGACUGCAACAGAGAUCCAGCCCCGGCUACUGGCCCUUCAGUGGGAGCCGCUAGGCUACAACCUCACUCGCUGCCACACUUACUCCGUGUCUCUGUGCUACCGCUACUCCAUGCCAACAGGGGGCAGCGGCGGCAACAAUGCCACUGUUAGGGAGUGUCUGUCUGUGGAACAUAACACGUCUCACUUCACCCUCAGAGAUCUGCCACCUUUUCGCUCUGUGCACGUCCGGCUGGCAUUGGCCAAUCCUGAAGGCAAGAAGGACAGCAGGGAGGUCACUUUCCAGACUGAAGAAGACAUUCCUGGCGGCAUCGCUCCAGAGUCCCUGACCUUCACCCCGCUCGAUGAUAUGAUCUUCCUCAAAUGGGAGGAGCCUGUGGAGCCUAACGGUCUCAUCACCCAGUACGAGAUUAGCUACCAGAGUAUCGAGUCAUCUGAUCCGGGCAUUAACGUGCCGGGUCCUAGGCGUACAGUGUCCAAGCUGAGGAACGAGACCUAUCACAUGUUCUCCGGCCUGCAUCCCGGAACCACCUACCUGGUGGCCGUCCGAGCCCGGACCACCAAGGGAUUUGGCCAGACGGCGCUCACAGAGAUCACAACCAACAUCUCUGCGCCGGUGUUUGACUAUGAAGACGUUCCGUCUCCUCUGAGUGAGUCGGAGAGCACCAUCACUGUGCUGCUGCGCCCUGCACUGGGGCGAGGGGCUCCUGUCAGUGCUUACCAGGUGGUUGUGGUGGAAGAGGAUGGUGCCCGUCGGGUCAGGAGGAGGGAGCUUGGCACUGUGGACUGUUUCCCUACACCAAACUCCCACAGCGAGGCCCAAGCCAAAGGGGCCCCACAUUACUACACAGCUGAGCUCACCCCCAGCAGUUUGCCUGAGGCCACGCCCUUCACUGUGGGUGACAACCACACCUACAAUGGCUACUGGAACAGCCCUUUAGAUCCCACCAAGAACUACCUCAUCUACUUUCAGGCCACCAGCAACUUCAGAGGGGAGACCAGAAUAAACUGCAUCAGGAUUGCUCGCAAAGCUGCCUGUAAGGACUCUAAGCGGGCCCUGGAGGUGUCCCAGCAUGCUGAAGACAUGGGUCUGAUCCUGGGGGCCUGUGCUGGUGGACUGGUGGUCCUUAUUCUGCUCCUAGGAGCCAUCGUCAUCAUCAUCAAGAAGGGUAGGAAAAAGGUGGCCAUAAACAAGGCAGCCAUGUCCUACAGGCAGGAGAAGAGUCGGAAGCUGAGCUCUUUGGACUGCAGCAUGACGGAGCAGAGCACUCUUCAGCAGGACGAGAGGAUGGCUCACUCCUUCAUGGACGCCCACGGCUGCAACGCUCGAAAUGACCAGCGCAGCACAGUGAACGAGUCGAGCAGCUUGCUGGGUGGCUCACCUCACCGUCACUGUCGGAGGAAAAGCUCACCUUAUCACACCGGCCAGCUCCACCCGGCUGUACGGGUGGCGGACCUCCUCCAGCACAUCAACCACAUGAAGACCGCUGAGGGCUAUGGCUUCAAACAAGAAUAUGAGAGUUUUUUUGAUGGCUGGGACGUCACAAAAAAGAAGGACAAGACCAAAGGAAGACAGGACAGCCUGCUCAGCCAUGACCGCCACCAAGUGAAGCUCCACUCUCUGUUGGCAGACCCCAGCUCCGACUAUGUCAAUGCCAACUACAUUGACGGCUACCAGAGAUCCAACCACUUCAUCGCCACUCAAGGCCCUAAGCAGGAGAUGAUCUACGACUUCUGGCGGAUGGUUUGGCAGGAGAACUGCUUCAGUAUUGUCAUGAUCACCAAGCUGGUGGAGGUGGGCAGGAUGAAAUGCUGCAAGUACUGGCCUGAUGACACUGAGCUUUACGGUGACAUUAAGAUAACACUACUGAAAACAGAGACACUGGCGGAGUACACUGUGCGCACCUUUGCCAUGGAGAGGAGAGGUUACCCCGCCAAACACGAGGUGUGCCAGUUCCACUUCACGUCUUGGCCUGAGCAUGGUGUGCCAUACCAUGCAACAGGCCUACUGGCUUUCCUACGGCGGGUCAAGGUCUCAACUCCUCCAGACGCUGGUCCCGUUGUGGUCCACUGCAGUAUGGGGGCAGGCAGGACCGGCUGCUACAUUGUGCUGGAUGUCAUGCUGGAUAUGGCUGAGUGUGAAGGAGUGGUGGACAUCUACAACUGUGUCAAGACCCUGUGCUCCCAGCGCAUCAACAUGAUUCAGACUGAAGAGCAGUACGUGUUCAUCCAUGAUGCCAUCCUGGAGGCCUGUCUGUGUGGAGAGACUGCCAUCCCUGUGACUGAGUACACGCUCACCUACAAGGACAUGCUGAAGGUAGACUCUCAGAGCAACACCUCGCAGCUCCGAGAGGAGUUUCAGACGCUGAACUCGGUGACUCCUCACCUGGAUGUGGAGGAGUGCAGCAUUUCUUUGAUGCCCAGGAACCGCGAGAAGAACCGUAGCAUGGACGUGCUACCGCCGGAUCGCUCCCUGGCAUUCCUGGUCACAACUGAUGGCGAAAGCAGCAAUUACAUCAAUGCCGCCCUCGCUGACAGCUUCCUCCGGCCCGCUGCCUUCGUAGUGACGCCGCACCCCCUGCCGGGCACCACCACUGACUUCUGGAGACUCGUGUAUGACUACGGCUGCACAUCAGUGGUGAUGUUAAACCAGCUCAACCAAUCCAACUCUGCUUGGCCUUGUCUGCAGUAUUGGCCUGAACCAGGGCUGCAGCAGUUUGGGCCAAUGACUGUGGAGCUUUUGUCCAGGACGGCUGACGAUGAUGUUAUCAUCCGUCUCUUCCGGGUUCAGAACAUCACCCGGCUUCAGGAAGGCCAGCUUGUGGUUCGUCACUUCCAGUUCCUGCGCUGGUCCCCGUACCGCGACGUGCCCGACUCCAAGAAAGCCUUCCUCAGCCUUUUGGCUCAGGUUCACAACUGGCAGAGAGAGUGCGGCGAGGGACGCACCGUCGUACACUGUCUGAAUGGCGGCGGUCGAAGUGGUACUUUCUGUGCCUGCACCAUGAUCCUUGAAAUGAUUCGCCAUCAUAGCGUGGUAGAUGUCUUCUUUGCUGCCAAAACGCUGCGGAACUCUAAGCCAAACAUGGUGGAGACCAUGGAGCAGUACCGGUUCUGCUACGAGCUGGCCCAGGAGUACUUGGACUGCUUGGAAGUCAGAUAGCACCAAUCCCACACUUCGUGUCCGUCCUCAAGGAAAAGAUCUGGAUCCUGGACCUUGCAUCCUGGAUCUCCAGUCUUGGCUCCUUAGCUCAUGUAUACAGCUCUGGUUCUCUUCUUCGCCAUGCCUGGAUGAAAUAA
Messenger RNA from Thalassophryne amazonica, 5275 nucleotides. RefSeq names its product receptor-type tyrosine-protein phosphatase U-like. Lineage: Eukaryota; Metazoa; Chordata; Actinopteri; Batrachoidiformes; Batrachoididae. Gene Ontology annotation, molecular function: DNA binding; protein binding; protein tyrosine phosphatase activity. Gene Ontology annotation, biological process: protein dephosphorylation. The record is from RefSeq and is a predicted model, not a curated record. The transcript is spliced from 36 exons. Gene Ontology annotation, cellular component: membrane. Bases 81 to 5138 code for a protein of 1685 amino acids.